Neomonachus schauinslandi (Hawaiian monk seal) is the source of this 2597-nucleotide messenger RNA. It is a transcript of the gene ZNF624, whose product is annotated as zinc finger protein 624. The transcript has 4 exons. Bases 1 to 2451 code for a protein of 816 amino acids. The record is from RefSeq and is a predicted model, not a curated record. Gene Ontology annotation, biological process: regulation of DNA-templated transcription. NCBI's taxonomy places the organism in Eukaryota, Metazoa, Chordata, Mammalia, Carnivora, Phocidae.
AUGGACUUUCAGGAUUCCGUGACAUUUAAAGAUGUGGCUAUAGACUUCACAUUAGAAGAGUGGAGGUUGAUGGACCCUUCACAGAGGAACCUACACAAGGAUGUGAUGCUAGAGAAUUAUAGGAAUCUUGUUUCCCUGGGGCUCGCAGUUUCCAAACCAGACAUGAUAUCUCAUUUGGAGGAUGGAAAAGGACCAUGGGUUGUAGUGAGAGAAAUUGCAAGAACCCCCUAUCCAGAGUUGGAGACCAAACAUGCAACCAAGAAUGUAUCAACCACGGAUAUUUCUGAAGAUGUAUCACAAGAGACCAUAAUAGAUAAACUCACAGAGAAUGGUCUAUGGAACUCCAGAAUGGGAGGAUUAUGGAAAUGGAAUGAAAGGAUAUUGAGACUGCAAAAUAGUCAGGAAAAUCAUUUGAACCAAAAAAUAGUUACUCACAAGAAAAUUCCCUCUGGUCAAAGAGGCUUUAGAUUUGGAUCUAUUCUUUUUCCUGAAGCAGGAGUCAUAAGAGAAGAACCCCACAGCAAAUGCCAAAUACGUGAAAAUUUCACUGAGAAUUUAGAUUUGAUCACAGAUACACAUAUGGGGAAGAAAAUUUGCAAGGAUACAGAAGGCAGCAAAGCCAUAAGGCCUACUUCAGAACUUACGUUAGGGAAAAAAUACAAUAAUAAAGAAAAGCCCUAUAAAUGUAGUACAUGUGAAAAGUCCUUUCGUUAUAGGUCACUACUCAUUCAACAUCAGAGAACUCACACUAAAGAAAAACCUUAUGAAUGUAAUGAAUGUGGGAAAAUGUUCAGCCAGCCUUCAUAUCUCAGUCAACAUAAAAAAAUUCACACUGGAGAAAAACCCUAUAAAUGUAAUGAAUGUGGAAAGGCCUUCAUUGCUUCUUCAUCACUUAUGGUACAUCAGAGAAUUCAUACGAAGGAGAAACCUUAUCAAUGCAAUGUCUGUGGAAAAUCUUUUAGCCAGUGUGCUCGCCUUAAUCAACACCAGAGAAUUCAAACCGGAGAGAAACCCUAUAAAUGUAGUGAAUGUGGGAAAGCUUUCAGUGAUAAAUCAAAACUUGCAAGACAUCAGGAAACUCACAAUGGAGAGAAGCCCUACAAAUGUAAUGAUUGUGGGAAAGCCUUUAGGAAUAAGUCAUAUCUUAGUGUACAUCAGAAGACCCAUACUGAAGAGAAACCAUAUAAAUGCAAUGAAUGCGGGAAAUCUUUCAAGAAUACCACAAUUUUUAAUGUCCAUCAGAGAAUUCAUACUGGAGAGAAACCCUUUAGAUGUAAUGAAUGUGGGAAAGCCUACAGAAGUAAUUCAAGCCUUAUUGUACAUAUAAGAACUCAUACUGGGGAAAAACCCUAUGAAUGUAAUGAAUGUGGGAAAGCAUUCAAUCGUAUAGCAAAUUUCACAGAACAUCAAAGAAUUCAUACAGGGGAAAAACCUUAUAAAUGUAAUGAGUGUGGGAAAGCAUUCAUUAAUUAUUCAUGCCUUACUAUACACCACAGAAUGCAUACAGGAGAGAAACCUUAUAAAUGUAAUGAGUGUGGAAAGGCCUUCAUGCGUUCUUCAUCCCUAAUUAUACAUCAGCGAAUUCAUACUGAAGAGAAACCUUAUCUAUGUAAUGAAUGUGGGGAAUCUUUCAGAAUAAAAUCACACUUAACUGUACAUCAGAGGAUUCAUACUGGAGAGAAACCAUAUAAAUGUAAUGAAUGUGAGAGGGCAUUUACCAAAAUGGUAAAUCUCAAAGAGCAUCAGAAAAUUCAUACUGGAGUGAAACCUUAUAAAUGCUAUGAUUGUGAAAAAUCUUUCAGGACUAAGUCAUACCUUAUUGUACAUCAAAGGACACAUACUGGAGAAAAACCAUAUAAGUGUAAUGAAUGUGAGAAAGCUUUCACUAAUACAUCACAACUUACUGUACAUCAAAGAAGGCAUACUGGAGAAAAACCCUAUAAAUGUAAUGAGUGUGGGAAGGUUUUCACAAGUAACUCAGGCUUUAAUACCCAUCAGAGAACGCAUACGGGAGAGAAACCAUUUAAAUGUAAUGACUGUGGGAAAGCAUUUAGCCAGAUGGUACAUGUCACAGAACAUCAGAAAAUCCACAGUGGAGAGAAACCCUAUAAAUGUGAUGUCUGUGGAAAAGCCUUUAGGAGGGGUUCAUACCUAACAGUGCAUUGGAGAACACAUACUGGAGAAAAACCCUAUACAUGCAAGGAAUGUGGAAAAGGUUGUAUCACCCUAUCGCAGCUAACUCUACAUCAGAGAAUUCAUACUGGGGAAAGGCCCUAUAAGUGUGAAGAAUGUGGGAAAGCCUUCAGAACCAACUCAGACUUUACUGUACAUCUGAGGAUGCAUACUGGAGAAAAACCCUAUAAAUGUAAUGAGUGUGGAAAAGCCUUUAGGAGUAGCUCAAGCCUUACUGUACAUCAAAGAAUACAUCAAAGAGAAACUCAGCUAAUAUAAAGAUUAAUAAAGCAUUCAUCCAGAUGCCAACUCCACAAGAAGAAUCAUAAACUGUGUCUUUUAUGAAUGUGGGGAAACUUCCAGGAGCAGUUCACCAGAAAAUACACACUUAAGAGAUACUUUAGAGGGGGCGCCUGGGUGGCUCA